AUGAAGUUUCUUGGAAGUUUUAUUUGGGCGGCCCUUGUCGGGGUCCUGUUAGUCGUCGGUGAUGUCCGGGCGGAGGACGACGGCAUCCUCGACUGCAUCCUGAAGGAGAACAGCGCCACCUGCGCGGCCGAGAGGGUCGCUAGGAAACUGGACGAGAUCGAGCUCGAGGUCGCCGGGAAGAAGAGCGAGGUUAUGACGAGUCAGGUUCUGGAGGAAGCCGGCGAGUUGAUCGGCGAGGGUGUCCGCGCGGUCUUGCCCGUAGGGAGGGUCGACUCCACCGAGGACGCCGAGGAGCCCGCGGACGAGGAAGAGGGCGGCCGGGAUAUCGGUGAGGCGCGCAAGAAGAAGUUCGGCAAGAAGAAGAAGAAGACGCUGCAGAAACUUCUGAUGGUGGCCAUGUUGUUCAAGUCGAAGAUCAGUCUCAUAUUGCAGCUGAUAACGACGCACUUGCAGCUCAAGUUCUUCGGUCUGGCAAUCCUCAGUUUGCUCUUGAACGCAGCUCGGUUUUGGAUCGACUUGAAGAAAUCUCAUCACCCGGCUAAAGUGAUUUAUUAUGAGCACGCCCAACAUCAGCAUCACUACGAUCAUGAAGACGACCACGGAUAUUGGGGAAGAUCGGCGGAUGAGCCUGCCGAGGAUAGAGCCUACAGUGCCUAUGCUCCCCAACAAUGA
Molecule: messenger RNA, 672 nt
Organism: Orussus abietinus
Lineage: Eukaryota; Metazoa; Arthropoda; Insecta; Hymenoptera; Orussidae
Exons: 2
Coding region: 1-672 (223 amino acids)
Source: RefSeq, a predicted model, not a curated record